AUGCUGAAGGAACGGGACAGCUCCGAGGGGUCGCCGGGCGCGCCUGACGAAUGUGCAGGCUGCGGGGGGAGGAUCCAGGAUCGGUACUACCUCCUAGCUGUGGACAGGCAGUGGCACGGGUCCUGCCUGCGCUGCUGCGAGUGCCGGCUGCCCCUGGACGCGGAGCUGACCUGCUUCUACAGGGACGGCAACAUCUACUGCAAGGAAGAUUAUUACAGACUAUACUGCGUGAAGCGCUGCGCACGAUGCGGCAACGGGAUCACUGCCAACGAGCUCGUGAUGAGGGCCCGGGAGAUGGUCUACCACCUGACCUGCUUCACCUGCGUCUCCUGCGGGACCCUGCUCUCCAAGGGCGACGUGUUCGGGAUGAGAGACGGGCUGGUCUACUGCCGCCCGCAUUACGAUAGUGCCUGCCUUGAUGAUUACUGUGAUGAUGAUGUUAACACCAUUUAUAGAUGCCAAGAUUUACACAGCGAAGGUGAUUCCCCGUCGCAGUUCUACUCUGGAGGCUCCAGCUCCAAGGGGCGCCCCAGGAAGCGGAAGGUGGCCCAGGGCUCGCCCGAGGACAUGCAGGUGCAGACCAUGAGGAUGGCCAGCACUGCCCUGGAGAUCCUGCACCGCGGCGACCUAUCCUCCUCCAUGGAGUCCCUGGCCUACGACUCGUCCGUGGCGUCCCCCGGGAGCGUCUCCAGCCACACGCAGCGCACCAAGCGCAUGCGCACCAGCUUCAAGCACCACCAACUCCGCACCAUGAAGUCCUACUUCGCAAUCAACCAGAACCCUGACGCCAAGGACCUGAAGCAGCUGGCGCAUAAGACCGGCCUUUCUAAAAGAGUUUUACAAGUCUGGUUCCAAAACGCCCGAGCGAAAUGGAGGCGAAACAUCAUGAGGCAGGAAUCCAACGGCAACCCUGGACACUCCGGGAACGGAACCCUAGUCCCGGGGUCGGGGCCGCCCCCCGCCGUGGGGCCCAGCAUGAUGCUGACGGAAACGCUCCAACCCAUGGACGACAUGAGGGUCCACACUCCCCACCCCCACCCCAUGGUCUUCAACGAACUGUACUGA
Amyelois transitella is the source of this 1065-nucleotide messenger RNA. It is a transcript of the gene ap, whose product is annotated as LIM/homeobox protein Lhx9-like. Gene Ontology annotation, biological process: neuron differentiation; regulation of transcription by RNA polymerase II. The transcript is spliced from 6 exons. Gene Ontology annotation, molecular function: RNA polymerase II transcription regulatory region sequence-specific DNA binding; DNA-binding transcription factor activity, RNA polymerase II-specific. Gene Ontology annotation, cellular component: nucleus. The record is from RefSeq and is a predicted model, not a curated record. NCBI's taxonomy places the organism in Eukaryota, Metazoa, Arthropoda, Insecta, Lepidoptera, Pyralidae. Bases 1 to 1065 code for a protein of 354 amino acids.